AUGCGUCUCUACGACGCGCCUCUCCUCUCGCUCCUCAGCACAGCCGCUGCUUCAACGCUGCAUAGGCCCGUCGCCCCAUCCCAUUCUCACGCUCCGGCUCGUCUCUGGGCGACACACUACAAUGGCAACGUCUACUCGCUCUCGCUCUCCGGCUCCGAGCUCGCGAUCACCGACACCCAGAAGACGUGCGGGAAUAUGCCGAGCUGGCUGACUUUUGACGCAGAGUCGAAAACGCUGUACUGCUCGGACGAGGAUGGGACGACCGAUCCGUCGACGCACGGCUCGCUGAGCGCGUAUGCAGUCUCGCACGAUGGGAAGCUAAAGCAGGUUGCGAAGACGGAGACGGUGGGCGGUGGUGUGUACAGUGCUAUCUUUGAGGCUGGGGCAGGGGAUAAGUACCUUGCUAUCGCGCAUUACGAAGGCGCCGCCGUCUCAACCUACCGACUCCCCCUAACCAACAACGCGACCUCCAAACAAGCCUUCCACUUCAAACUAACCCACCAAGGCGCAACCCCCCAACAAGACACCCCCCACCCUCACUCCAUCUUCCUCGACCCCACAGGCUCCUUCCUCGUCUCCCCGGAUCUAGGCGCCGACCUCCUCCGCAUCUACUCCAUCGACCCCUCCUCCGGCACUUUACACACCUGUCCCUCCGUCAAUGUGACCUUUGGCAGCGGGCCCCGCCACGGCGUCUUCUGGACCGACGGCACUAGCAACAGCUCGACGUCCGCGGGCCCGGGCUCAACGACGCACCAGCGCCAGGUCGCCGCUGUCGGCGAAACGCAGCUGUACAUUGUGAACGAGAUCGGGGGCACGCUGAUGGUGUUUGACGUGUCGUAUGCGCGGGACGGGUGUCUGGAUUUGAGCGUGCGGCAGACGGUCGUGCCGUACGGCAAGCACAAUGCGACGAUGCCGAAGGGCGCGACGCCUGCGGAGAUCAGGUUGCUGGGGGAGCAGGUGUAUGUCUCUGUAAGGAGCGAUGGAGGCUUUGCGGGAAAUGAUUCGGUGGUCACGCUGGAUCGGGCGCCGAGUGAUGGGACUGUUAGUGUGAGGGGCCGGUCGCCGGCGUUGGGGAAGGUUCCGCGUACUAUGGCGGUGAAUCGGGCGGGAGAUCUAGUGGCGAUUGGAAACCAGGCGUCGGCGACGGUGGCGAUUGUGAGGAGGAAUCGGGAGACGGGGGAUUUGGGGGGAGAAGAUUGCGGUUCUGCAGGUAGGCGAGCCUGGGAAGGUGGGUUCUGCUGA
Molecule: messenger RNA, 1242 nt
Organism: Penicillium chermesinum
Lineage: Eukaryota; Fungi; Ascomycota; Eurotiomycetes; Eurotiales; Aspergillaceae
Exons: 2
Coding region: 1-1242 (413 amino acids)
Molecular function (GO): protein binding; 6-phosphogluconolactonase activity
Source: RefSeq, a predicted model, not a curated record